This is a messenger RNA of Arabis nemorensis, 999 nucleotides long. Lineage: Eukaryota; Viridiplantae; Streptophyta; Magnoliopsida; Brassicales; Brassicaceae. The record is from the annotation of a GenBank genome assembly.
AUGAAAUCCUACGAAAACGAUGGAGUGGACUUGGAAGAUGGGAAGACACGAAAAGCUGGAGAUAAGCCAAUUCUGAGAAAGAUACCUAAUCAGGCUUUGUUAUCGGGUUUAGCUUAUUGCAUUUCAUCAUGCAGCAUGAUACUGGUGAACAAGUUUGUUCUUUCCAGCUACAACUUCAAUGCUGGGAUAUUUUUAAUGUUAUACCAGAAUUUUGUCUCAGUGAUCAUUGUGGUGAUUUUGAGCUUAAUGGGUCUAAUAACAACGGAACCACUGACCUGGAGAUUGAUUAAGGUCUGGUUUCCAGUGAACGUGAUAUUUGUUGGCAUGCUUAUCACAAGCAUGUUUAGUUUGAAAUACAUCAACGUAGCAAUGGUCACGGUCCUGAAGAAUGUCACUAAUGUAAUAACCGCAGUUGGUGAGAUGUAUCUAUUCAACAAACAACACGACAACAGAGUGUGGCUUGCUCUCUUUUUAAUGAUCAUUUCUGCAGUAUCUGGAGGGAUAACAGAUCUAUCUUUCAAUGCUGUUGGCUAUACUUGGCAAAUUGCUAAUUGCUUCUUAACUGCAUCGUACUCUCUGACACUGAGAAGGACAAUGGAUACGGCCAAGCAAGUUACUCAAUCUGGAAACUUGAACGAGUUCUCCAUGGUCUUGCUUAAUAACACACUUUCAUUACCACUUGGCCUUAUUCUUUCUUUUGCUUUUAACGAGACGGAUUAUCUGUAUACAACGCCACUUCUGCGAUUGCCAGGUUUCUGGCUGGUCAUGACACUCAGUGGGCUUCUAGGUCUUGCCAUUAGCUUCACUUCAAUGUGGUUUCUUCAUCAAACCGGAGCUACAACAUACAGUUUGGUGGGAUCGCUGAACAAGAUACCUCUGUCUAUUGCUGGGAUCGUUCUUUUCAAUGUACCUACCAGUUUGCAGAACUCAGCGAGCAUACUAUUUGGGCUUGUGGCUGGAGUUGUAUUUGCCAGAGCCAAAAUGAGGGAGAAGAUCUAG